UGUUUACAAAUUCGCAGCAUGACUUAAAUUCUUGACGGCUGCUAGAAACUCCAGUGUACGGCUACGUUGUAARCAGACUUCUAGUCAUUCGAAGAACAGUGAUUACUUUGCGGAGGAGGCUGGUAAAACCUAAUAGAGAAAUCGUGAGGCAGACCAAAUUGGGCCCCAGACGGCUCGUGCUUCCUGACCAACAGUGCAGACAACGUGCUGCGUGUCUACAACCUCCCCCCUGAGAUCUACAGCUACAACUGGGACCUGCUCACGGAGAGGGRGCCACUAACUCACUACAUCACUGAUCUUCACUCCUGAGUCCAGUGUUGAAGAUGGCAGAGGGGGAAACCAUCUAUGACUACUGCUGGUAUCCCAAGAUGAGUUCUCUGGAUCCAGACUCCUGCUUUAUAGCCGGCAGCAGUCGUGAUAACCCGGUCCAUAUCUGGGAUGCGUUCAACGGGGACAGCUUCAGACCCUACAACCAUCUGGAUGAGCUGACCACAGCCCACUCCCUCUGCUUCUCCCCAGACGGGUCACAGGUCUACUGCGGCUUCGACAAGACUGUCAGGGUGUUUUACACAGACAGGCCUGGACGGGACUGUGAGGAGAGGCCCACUAUAGUGAAGAAGCAGGGUCAGUGUGGCAUCAUCUCCUGCAUGGCGUUCAGCCCGMGCCAGUCUGUGUACGCCUGUGGCUCGUACUCCCGCACCGCAGGCCUCUACUCCUGCCAGGACMGCUCUCUGCUGGCCCUGCUGCCACCCAGGCACCACYGGGGCAUCACACACCUCGCCUUCUCACCCGACGGACACUACCUGUACACUGGCGGGCGCAAGGACCCAGAGAUUCUGUGCUGGGAUCUGAGAGACCCGGGCAAGGUUCUGUUCUCUCUGAAGAAAGUAGCCACCAACCAACGUAUCAACUUUGACCUGGAUGCGUCUGCCCGGUACCUGUUGAGUGGCGAUACAGGGGGGYUGGUGUCAGUGUGMGACARCCUCACAGCUCCCCCCGAUGGGAAUGAGGAGGUACUGCAGCCUCACCUCCAGUUCCAGGCUCAUGGGGACUGCACCAACGGCAUCAGUGUCCACCCCUUCAUGCCGUUGCUGGUGCCAACCAGCGGGCAGCGCCAGUUCCUCGACCCGGGGSACAGUAGCGACGGAGACUCCUCCGACUCGGGUUCAGAGGGUGAUGUUAUGAUAUCACCAACCCCAGAGGUCAGACAGGACAACGCCCUGACUCUGUGGUGGGUCGGACCACUCAGCCCAGCCAGCGAGGUGGGGCAGGAGGAACCAGCACCUAUGGUGGUGAUUGAUUGAUGGUGGAGUAGCCCAAGUCAAACCCCUCUCCUCAGGACUGAACCAAAUGUAACUUCAAACUGCCACUGAGUAAAGUUUACUACAAUAUUGGGAGUACUUUUUCUGUUGAGUAUGCAAACCAGUGUGUUGAGUCCCUUGGAUUCAGCGAACAACAGUUUCCCCGGUCUCGAAGCCAAGGUACAAACUAUGGUGAAUGCUAACGUGUUAUUAGGAAUUUUUGGUAACAUGCUACUAAGCUAACUGAGUUCUUUCCCAUUUCAAACUACAUGUAAUUGUAAAACCACAGCCAGACCAGGCCCACUGUUUUGGAGGAGCACAGUGUACAUUGUGUUGUGUCUAUUUUCCACUCAUGUUUCUCCAUGGGAGUGUUCCGUUGUUUACCUUGUGUUAGUCUGUAUAGCCUMGUCCCAGAUAUGUCGGUGUUGUUUUAUGGUCAUUAUUUAGCAUUUCAAUCAAACAGAUCUGGGWUCAGGCUAUUGUCUACAGUCCUGCCCAGAAUAACCCAAUACAGCUAGUUUAAGUGCAAUUCAGAGCUUUGAUUUGUGAAUAUUAUUUUUAUUGUUCUAAGUGCCAAGGUGUCGCUAUACGUGCGUCAGUAAAUGUAUAUUUUUCUAUAGCCAUGAUGAAUAUUUAGUUUCUGAAUGUAUUAAAAUCYGUAAGCAGUUGGCAUAAUUGCUGUAACCACAAACAAAUGGAUACUGCAAUCGUCUUUUUAUAGUGAAUGCAAAGUCCGUGAGAGAUGACACAUCAACAUUGUUCCUUUUAUUUGAUUUUCCCAGCGAUUCAACAUGACACUCAGUAGAGGAUUUACUGSGCACGGCCGGUGUUCCUUUACAGUCCUGUGAUUUCUUGUGGCAGUGUGGAUAAAAUUAUCGACAAUAUUUGUAUAUGUAGAAUGCCUGCUAUGCUGCUUUUGUGUUGUAGCACAACUUAAGUUUGUAUAAGUUAAUUUGAUAGAUAUAGUAUUUUUUUUUUUAAAGUUAUCCAUUGCAUGUUGCUGUCUAGUUCGUCUYCAAGUUUAGGAAGAGGC
Salvelinus sp. IW2-2015 is the source of this 2334-nucleotide messenger RNA. Its product is annotated as telomerase Cajal body protein 1-like. Gene Ontology annotation, cellular component: Cajal body. NCBI's taxonomy places the organism in Eukaryota, Metazoa, Chordata, Actinopteri, Salmoniformes, Salmonidae. Gene Ontology annotation, molecular function: RNA binding; protein binding. The record is from RefSeq and is a predicted model, not a curated record. Gene Ontology annotation, biological process: Cajal body organization.